GUUGUGUGCCACUUUAGGCAGAAGUACACAACAAAGACAGGUACAGGAAUGUAACAUUGAUGUACUCUAUUAUUGUUCAUAAAUUCAUUCACAAAUACAUGCACAUUUUCGAGGUUAUUACUAAUCUUUUUUCGAACAGUGUCUUGGUCUCGCCUCAUUCCCAUCUCAAAAUCGCCCUACAUUUGCCGAUGAACUUACGCUCAUGGAUGCCAAACCUCCACCAAUUAACACCCGGACUGAACCGGACGCACUGGGGUCUCGGGAAGAGGAGAGGUCAACAGUUGGACACCCGCCGCAGUUCUGGCUCAUCAUUGUCGCUCUAAGUCUUCUUGUCUUUAUCUCAGCAGUGGAUGUGACAAUUAUCCCUCCAGCGUUGCCGAGAAUCGUUGAAGAAAUAGGUGGCUCUACGCAGUACGUUUGGAUUGCUAACUCCUUUGUAUUUGUUUCAUCCGUUCUACAACCUCUCAUCGGCCAGCUGUCUAACAUUUUCGGGCGCAAAUAUCCUAUUGUCGUGCCAAUCAUAUUGUUCAUCGUUGGUAGUGGUAGUGUAGGCGGUGCACAGAAUGCGGGCACUCUCAUCACUGGAAGAACAGUUUAGGGCGUUGGAGCUGGCAGUAAAUAUGUCUUGAUCGACAUGGGCAUUCUGGGCUGGUGUUGCUGCUGGUCUUGGACCGGUCAUUGAUGGUCUUCUAGCCCAAAACAACAACUGGCGUUGGAUUUUCUACCUUAACAUCCCGAUCUCUGUACUCCCUUUGAUCACUAUUAUUGCUUUCAUGAAGGUCAAGACUGGCGACAGUAUCACUUAUAGGGUGAAGAGACUAGAUUAUUUAGGGAACUUCAUAUUCAUCCCAAGCUUAUCUCGCUGCUCUUUGGACUGGUUACAGGGGGCAUUGAACAUCCUUGGUCCUCAUGGCAUGUUAUUGUUCCCCUGGUCCUGGGUGUCGCGGGAUGGGUGGGCUUUCACUCGAACUUAGCAAAGAGUUAAAGACGGAGUAUGGCUUGAGUGAUAAUGUAUCGGUGCAAACGGGGAAGACGAGGGAAAUGGAAGGCCAAUAUAGAACUUGAUUGGAGAUUGGGUCUGUCUUUAGCUAGAAGAGCUUGCAAUAUUGGCUCACAUUUGCCAAAUUGCGACCACUCAGUCUCUAUAGCGCUCUUGAUAGAGCCGUAAUUGAUACAGUGUGCUUUAA
Messenger RNA from Xylaria bambusicola, 1187 nucleotides. RefSeq names its product major facilitator superfamily domain-containing protein. The transcript has a single exon. The record is from RefSeq and is a predicted model, not a curated record. Gene Ontology annotation, molecular function: transmembrane transporter activity. Lineage: Eukaryota; Fungi; Ascomycota; Sordariomycetes; Xylariales; Xylariaceae. The coding region runs from base 203 to 598 and encodes 131 amino acids. Gene Ontology annotation, biological process: transmembrane transport.